This is a messenger RNA of Symbiodinium sp. CCMP2592, 1548 nucleotides long. The record is from the annotation of a GenBank genome assembly. NCBI's taxonomy places the organism in Eukaryota, Dinophyceae, Suessiales, Symbiodiniaceae.
GCUUUGGUGGACAGGAAGCUGGAGAUAGUGGUUCUGGCCGCGGACGCUUUCGGCACAAAGCCUCUUUGGUACGGCAUCUCCUCCGACGGGCUGCGCUUUGCUGCUGCAUCCUAUCGAAGUGCACUCACAGGGCUUGACCUUUCACAGAUACGGCCUGUGCCCCCGAACUCGAUCCUUGUUUUCACCGCAAAGGAAGCGGAGCCCGUCCAGCUCAUUCAGCAGUUUGCGCAGUUUGAGUUUGACCUCAGGCAGUGGAAGUCCGACACCAGAGAUUGGGAGAAGGCCUUCGUGCGAGCUGUAGCCCAAAGAGCCGGGCAAAGUCGUCACCAGUUUUGGCUUGGCCUGAGCAGUGGACACGAUUCCGGAGCGGUCCACUGUGCCGUGGAGCUUUUGGCAUCUGGCGCACUCCGCGAAGGCAAAGAUGAAGGUGAACUGCGGAACACCACACUACCACAAUUGGAGUCAUUUGGCCGGAAGGGUUACGCCGCAUGGAUCGUGCGUGCCGUCGAAUGGAUGGACUACCUGCACGACCGCGUCGAGUACCAUGUGGAUGUGCAUAUCUCCGGGUUAGCGUUUCUCAUCCAGCUCGGGCUGCUGGACUACCAGGAGCAUCAGGUCUUAAUUCACAAUCGUGCCGAACCAUCAUCGUAUCCGUUGGUGAUGGAUGGAGCUGCCGUCGCGUUGUCCAUCAUUGGGCAGAGAGCGCGACAACUGGGUCAACUGGUCUACAUCAGUGGGCAGGGGGCCGACGAGGUGCUCAGUGACUAUGGCUUUCUCGGGGUACAUGUGAACAUUGACAAGGACCGCAUCAGCCCGAAGCGCCGCCGGCAUCAGUUCUUCCCGGAAGACCUUUCCCAGAUCUUUCCUUGGAACAACUUCUUUCGAGGUACGAUGCGCAACUUCAUAUUCAAGGAGGAAGUGAUCCUAGGUGUCCACGGGAUUGAGACUCGGUACCCCUUUCUGAGCACACGGGUGGUGCAGGAGUACCUAUGGCUUACGAGUGAAGCCAAAAAUCGACUGUACAAGGCGCCAGUUUCCGAAUUUCUGUCUCGGUAUGGCUACUCGUAUAAAGACUCGUCAAAGCUGGGCUUCAGUGCAUCACAGAACGUCGAUCCCGAGGCUUCCAGCGUUAGCAUGCUGCCCACAGGCCGGCCUAUUGCCAAGAAGUUCUGGGAAGACCUUCUGUUGAAGACAAGUGUCCAUUGCUUGGGUGGCAACAGUGUGCCAGGAAUCCGGGAAGAGCUCCUGGAAUUGGCUUCAAAGCUGCGGCGCCCAUGUGCACUUUUCGGCGAUAUUAGUGAGUGGAUCGUGGCAAAGAGGAUUCUAAUGUGGGCCAACCUGUUGACGGACUUCACCCCUCGCUCCACAGAGUGCGAUGUAAAUGCAGUCGCAGUCCACUUUGCCGGCUUGGCGCUCUGGAGCCUGAAAGGGGCCCAGAAAAGGUCGGUGAGAGCGGGAGGAUCACCUCCUCCGUGGCCGUGCACUUCGAGGGCAGGGGGAGGGAAGCGGGCCCGCUCUUUUCAACGCGCCAGAUGCAUUGGGUGUUGA